GUGAUGGUGAUGACGAGGUGAAAAUGGCGGAUCUUUCGAAAUACAAUCCCGGCCCCUGACAUACCAGAGGCGGAGGCAGCGGCGACGUCGCCACCCCGACUCACUCCUCGGUCCCGGUGUACCCGUAGCUCUCCAGUUGGGCAGACAGGGGAAGGAAGCGACUGGGCAGAGCUACUGUGCACGGGCAAAACAAGCACUGCCCGGCUCAGAAUUGCCCGGGACCUUCUGGAGCCCCCACCUCGGAGCCCGAAGGAGGAGAAAGCGGCGGCCGCCGGAGCACCUGAUCACCUUUCUAGCAGGAGAAGAUCAUGGAGGUGGUGCCAGCUGAGGUGAAUAGUUUGCUUCCAGAGGAGAUAAUGGACACUGGUAUAACUUUAGUGGAUGAUGAUAGUAUUGAGGCUGUUAUUGUUUCAUCCCCAAUUCCUAUGGAGACAGAACUGGAAGAAAUUGUCAACAUAAAUUCUACUGGUGACUCUACAGCCACGCCCAUUUCCACGGAACCAAUCACAGUGUACAGUAACCACACUAACCAAGUUGCAGUGAAUACCACAGUUACUAAAGCAGAUUCUAAUACCACAGUGAAACCAACUUUUCCAAGUGGCCUUCAAAAACUUGGUGCUCAGACUCCUGUGACUAUAUCAGCCAAUCAGAUUAUUUUAAACAAAGUAUCACAGACAUCUGAUCUUAAACUUGGCAAUCAGACCCUUAAACCAGAUGGACAGAAGUUAAUUUUAACAACUUUGGGCAAGUCUGGUUCACCAAUUGUUUUAGCACUACCCCAUAGCCAACUACCCCAGGCUCAGAAAGUUACAACUCAGGCCCAGUCAGGAGAUGCUAAGUUACCACCGCAGCAAAUUAAAGUAGUUACCAUUGGAGGGAGGCCAGAGGUGAAACCUGUCAUUGGUGUCUCAGCAUUGACCCCAGGAAGUCAACUGAUUAAUACUACAACUCAGCCCUCUGUGUUACAGACCCAACAGUUAAAAACAGUACAGAUUGCUAAGAAGCCUCGGACACCAACUUCUGGUCCAGUAAUCACGAAGCUGAUCUUUGCAAAACCAAUUAAUAGUAAAGCAGUUACAGGACAGACAACUCAAGUAUCACCACCAGUCAUUGCAGGUAGGGUUCUUUCACAAUCUACUCCUGGAACUCCAUCAAAGACCAUAACAAUAUCCGAAAGUGGUGUUAUUGGAUCAACUUUAAAUUCUACAACACAGACACCAAAUAAAAUAGCCAUCUCACCUUUGAAAUCGCCAAAUAAGGCAGUAAAAUCAGCUGUGCAGACCAUCACUGUUGGAGGAGUGAGCACAUCACAGUUUAAGACAAUUAUUCCUCUGGCAACUGCUCCAAAUGUCCAGCAGAUUCAAGUGCCUGGAAGCAAGUUUCAUUAUGUCCGACUGGUUACUGCCACGACAGCCAGUAGCGCAACCCAGCCAGUUAGUCAGAAUCCCAGUACAAACACUCAGCCUCUUCAACAAGCAAAGCCAGUGGUUGUUAAUACAACCCCAGUACGGAUGUCAGUUCCAUUUGUCCCAGCUCAGACUGUCAAACAAGUUGUUCCAAAACCAAUCAAUCCAGCGUCCCAAAUAGUAACUACUAGCCAGCCACAGCAACGGCUUAUCAUGCCUGCCACACCACUGCCACAGAUCCAGCCCAACCUCACUAACCUCCCACCAGGUACUGUCCUGGCACCGGCUCCAGGAACAGGGAAUGUGGGUUAUGCAGUUCUUCCAGCUCAGUAUGUUACUCAGCUACAGCAGUCUUCAUAUGUGUCUAUAGCAAGCAACUCUAACUUUACUGGAACAACUGGUAUCCAGACCCAGGCAAGGCUUCCAUUCAAUGGCAUAAUCCCCUCAGAAUCUGCCAGUCGACCCAGAAAGCCUUGUAAUUGUACAAAAUCACUGUGUUUAAAAUUAUAUUGUGAUUGCUUUGCAAAUGGUGAAUUCUGCAACAACUGCAAUUGUACUAAUUGUUAUAACAAUUUAGAACAUGAAAAUGAAAGGCAAAAAGCAAUAAAGGCAUGCCUUGACAGAAAUCCAGAAGCCUUUAAGCCGAAGAUAGGGAAAGGAAAAGAAGGAGAAUCCGAUCGGCGUCAUAGCAAAGGUUGCAAUUGCAAACGAUCAGGAUGUCUUAAAAACUACUGUGAAUGCUAUGAGGCAAAAAUAAUGUGUUCUUCAAUAUGCAAAUGCAUUGGCUGUAAGAAUUUUGAAGAAAGUCCAGAAAGAAAGACAUUGAUGCACUUAGCAGAUGCAGCCGAAGUCAGGGUACAGCAACAAACAGCAGCAAAGACUAAAUUAUCUUCUCAAAUUUCGGACUUGCUCACAAGGCCAACACCGGCUUUGAACAGUGGAGGAGGAAAGUUGCCAUUUACAUUUGUAACUAAAGAAGUAGCUGAAGCCACGUGUAAUUGCCUUCUCGCCCAGGCAGAGCAAGCAGACAAGAAAGGAAAAUCAAAGGCAGCAGCAGAACGGAUGAUACUUGAGGAAUUUGGACGAUGUUUGAUGAGUGUCAUCAACUCUGCAGGAAAAGCAAAAAGUGACCCUUGUGCCAUGAAUUGCUAACUCUUGCACAAAGACUGAUAAAUGGAACUGUACAGAAACUUAAGGUGCAAUGACAUUUGAUUUUCCUGGAAGAUAGUUUAACAAUUACUGUAUUUUAAUUCAGUCCUUGUUUUAAAAGAUCUAAAUUAUAUUGAAAGAGAAGAAAUUUUAAAUGAGAAAAUGAGUACAUUUUAAAUCUUAGUUAAUUCUGUUUAUGCCCCUUCUAAAUUGAAUUUUUUUUAAUAUUUCUUUAUUUUAUUAUAUAGAUGUUUAAUUUCUUGGGUUUCUUAAGAAUUAGAUGUUCUAUUCUUCUGAUUCUAUUGACAAAGAACAUUUAUAAAUUACUGUAAUAUAAUUUAUAAUGUAUGGCGUUGUAUGACUCUUCAGUAGAAAAAGUCAAAGCAACAUGGGUAUUACCCGUUCUUUGGUUCUAGAUCUAGAAUACACACAGAUAGAAUGUCUACAUAAAUUCUCAUGAAACAUAUUCAAGUGACAUUUUGUAUUUAGAAAAGCACUAUCUUUUUAAGAAGAAAAAUCAGCUUUUUAGGGUCAACUCUGGAAUAAAUGUCUAUUGUCUCUUUGAGAAAUAUCAAAGGCGGAAGUAGUCCUCAUGCACUCUUUUAAAAUAAAAAAAGUUGUUAUUUUUGUUUUUCAAAAAAAAAAAACCCAUGAAAUACCAAGGGGCAGUAUAAUAGGAAUUUUCAAAUGAUUGGAAGUGUGUGUUUAUAAUGAGGAGUGGCCAAGAAAUGCUCUGGGAUGUCUCCAUUUUCUUUCAAAGAGGUGGCAUGUGUUUAAAGUAAUUGUGAACGUGAUUACUGGAUACUGUGAAAGUGAGAUGUGUGAAUAGAAGUAAAUGUUGUUAUGGAGGGAGAAUACAGAACCUCACAUAAGUAUCAAGUACAAAAUUUGGAUUAGAAGGAGAAAUAGGAAUACUGAAGCUGUAAGAGAUGAAUUUAGGUAAAGAUUUUUCAUGUACACAGUCCUUUUUUGUAGACUUUUGAACUGAGAAGUUUCAAACUGAUACAUGACUCUUAAUCUGGUUUACCCAAUGGGCCUCUUAACAAAGCUUUCAGAAUUGUAGAGUUUCUUUUUAUAAGGGACGUUUAAUAUGUUAUUAUUUUUAGUCAGCAAUUUGGUAAGCUGAAGAUAUGUGUGUUUUCAUAUAAUUGCUAAAAUAACCUAAAUCAUUUUCAGUAAUUAAAAAGCCCUAUGAAUUUAAGAGCCUAUUGUAAUAGGACUCUUGAUUUUAUGAUAAGAAAAAACCAUGCUGGAAUUCAGGCAUUUUGCUAGAUCCCCGAAUCCUCAGUGAUUAUAUAACUCUUAUAUUUCCCACAAGGAGUCUGUAGUUGUAUGUAGUAAGUGUGUAUAUAUGUUCAUAUGAACAUGCAAGAUAUAGGCAAUAGAAAUUAAGUAAUCCAGAAGAGGAUUCCGUUAUUCAUUAAAGUAUCCUCCUUUUGAAAUUUGGAUUUAUAAAAUUAUAGUGCAGUAACUUUAAAUGUAGAUAGUGCAAACAUUCUUACCACCUCAAUCUAGUAUGCCUAAUUAAAAUUUGUAUA
Messenger RNA from Castor canadensis (American beaver), 4093 nucleotides. It is a transcript of the gene Lin54, whose product is annotated as lin-54 DREAM MuvB core complex component. Gene Ontology annotation, biological process: regulation of DNA-templated transcription. NCBI's taxonomy places the organism in Eukaryota, Metazoa, Chordata, Mammalia, Rodentia, Castoridae. Gene Ontology annotation, cellular component: nucleus. The record is from RefSeq and is a predicted model, not a curated record.